AUGACAACGAUAACGACAUAUACUGUACCGCCCUCGCUGGACGAGAAGUACCCUCUCGUCUACGACAGCCCGGUGCGGGUUGAGCAGCGCUACUACCCGGAGAAUGAAUCGAUCGAAGCCUCAGCACCAGCCCCAGCACCAACGCCAGCAGCGCCCCAAGCCACUCAGAGCGCCUUGCUCCUCCACGGCAUCGGACAGCAAUAUACCCUCGUGACCGAUCAUGCCAUCCCGUCCGUCCUGGGGAAGGAAGAGAUCCUAGUCAAGAUCCAAGCGAUUGGCCUCAACCCCAUCGACUGGAAGGGCCCGGCGUAUAACUUCGGCAUCCCCGCCCUCCCCUGGAUCAACGGCCGCGACCUAGCCGGCGUGGUCGUCGCUGUGCGCGACGCCGCCCACCCGCGCAUCCGCGUCGGCGACCGCGUGCUCGUCCCCUCCACCGACUACCGGGACAUCCGCAAGGCCGCCUUCCAGCAGUACGCGGUCGCCACGCACUUCAACGCGGCGCGGAUCCCCGAGCAGACGGGCGUGCACGUCAGCGCGUCGCUGGGGGUGGCCUUCGUGGCCUCCACCCUUGCCUUGGGCGUGUCUCUGGGAUUGGACUUCUCGACGAUCGCCGCGUGUCCCGGCCCGGAUCUCGUGGAGGCCGUGCAGGCGAUCGAGGCAGCGGAGAUCCCGGCCGAUGUGCGCGAGGAGUGUUUCUCGGCGGUGCCGGCGCAGGAUCGCUUGCGGAGGGGCGAGUGGCUGGUUAUCUGGGGGGCAUCGACAACCACGGGGAUGAUCACUCUGCAACUGGCUAAGCUAGCCGGUUUGAAAGUGAUCUGCGUCGCCGACGUUGCCCGCCAUGGGGCGCGACUGCACGUCCUCGGGGCGGAUGUGCUGGUCGACCGACACGAUCCCGCCCGCGCGGUGGAGAUCAUCCGCGGGGUGACGGGGGGCCAGCUGCGGUACGCGAUCGAUAUUGUCGGGCGGGACACCGCGACGCUGCUGCAGGGGGUGUUGGAUGAGACUGUGCGCGAAGAUGGUUCGCAUGCGCAUCUCCUGGGGUUGACGGGGUUGCCCAAGGAGCGACGGGUCGGCAUCAAGUACCACACUGUGCCCAUCAAGCUGUUCCAUUCUUCGCUUGGGGUGGGAGAGAAGAUGGUCGCGUGGUUGGAGGCGUUGCUGGCGUCGAACACGCUGCUUGCGCCGGAGGUGGUGCGCCAUGCCGGCGGGCUGGAGGGGGUCAACGCGGCGCUGGAUACGCUGCGGCAGGGCAGUGUGUCGGGGAAGAGGAUCGUGGUGGACUUGGAGGGUUGA
Aspergillus uvarum CBS 121591 is the source of this 1293-nucleotide messenger RNA. Its product is annotated as zinc-binding alcohol dehydrogenase family protein. The record is from RefSeq and is a predicted model, not a curated record. Bases 1 to 1293 code for a protein of 430 amino acids. Gene Ontology annotation, molecular function: oxidoreductase activity, acting on NAD(P)H. The transcript has 4 exons. NCBI's taxonomy places the organism in Eukaryota, Fungi, Ascomycota, Eurotiomycetes, Eurotiales, Aspergillaceae.